This is a messenger RNA of Diorhabda sublineata, 7253 nucleotides long. RefSeq lists its product as uncharacterized. The transcript is spliced from 2 exons. The record is from RefSeq and is a predicted model, not a curated record. Lineage: Eukaryota; Metazoa; Arthropoda; Insecta; Coleoptera; Chrysomelidae. Bases 3092 to 4738 code for a protein of 548 amino acids.
UCAAAUAUAUUUACAAUAAAUAUGAGUCUUAUAUACAUGAAUACAAGUUAGUUGAAAAAUUAUUAAUAAAAAUAAAUUGCUUUUUCCAAUUUGGCAUACUUGAAUUUCGUUGAAAUAAAAAGUUAGUUACUUAGACAAAAAUUGGAAUGUUAUGAUAUAUCUAAAAAUAACAUUAACAGUAUUAUUGUAUUUUAUCGAAAAUUAAACCAGUUUCCAGGAUUUUUAGAAACCCAAAACUUAUUUCAAAGAAUAAUGAAAAAUAGAAUUUAAAUUAUACAAUUUCACGAAUCCGGGAAAAACUAUUUGACAAUUAAUCUAGGAAAAUUUGUUAAAACUAUAAUAUGAAAUUAAACUUUUUUCAAGAUUUGCAAUUUAUUUACAAGAGUUUUAAUAAAUAGAAUUAUUUUUGUUAACAACUAGAUUUUUUCCUUAUCUAUUUCGAAAAAUUUUCAAGGCAAGAUUGCAUUGUUCUAAUCAAAUACUUUAUAGUAACAUGUUAUAUCAGUCACGGUCUACAUAUUACAUAAAAAUAAUUACAAUUUCAAUCAUUUUUUAUUUUCACAAAACAUAUUUUGUGACAAUAACCAAUCAACAAUGUUCUGUAAAUUCCAUAUUAGAGAUUUCAAGAAAGCUUUUGGUAAACUUGAGUAUGUAAAACUUCUCAUAAAACUAAAAUCAGUAAAUGCUUAUUAACAACUAUUUCAGUCGAAUACAAAUAAUUUUUUAACCCUACAACGGCAACAGGGGUGAUGUGUCACGUAGGUAAAUUUGUUAUCGCUAGAGUGGAAGUAGACCACGUGUGACCUUGGGGAUUUUGGUAUUCCUCAGUUUGUCCUCUGCCUGUACGCAGGAAACUGUGCCAAUCCAAUUAUUCCAAGUGCUUUGAAAAAAUACCAUGGGGUGACGGGUAACCCCUGUUGUCAUUCGUGAUCACUUUAUUUUCUGUGUAUAUCAAGAAACUUUAUUUUUCAUUUCAAAAUGUUUAACGUGAUCGCUUUAUGGAUCCCCAUUUUAUAAAUGAGUAAUGAGUAUGAAUAGGUUUAGGUUUAUGUCUUGCUUCCAAUCAGAGAACUUUGGACAAAGUUCCUUGAUAAAUGUGAAUUACUUGCAUUUCGUGGCCGAUGCUCUUUCAAAGUUUACCAGAUAAAUAUAUUGGAAAGGAACCAGGCAAAACCUCAGCAAGUUAUUACUAACAGGUUUAAGUCGCAAUAUAACGUGUAAAAACAAGUUUACGCCCAUUCCUUUAGCUCAGGGGUGGACAAAUAUUUUUUAACCCGGCCCAAAAUGAAAUUUUCAAAAUGUCUCCCGAGUCGGAGGACCAUAUUGCGUACGGUAUGGUCCUCCUGGUAUGGCCAUAUUUGCAAAAUAACGAAGAUGUAUGCGACCAGUGCUAAAUAAAAAUAAACAGUACGCGUGCUUCGAACUGUCGUCCCUCGAGGAGUUAGAGGAGUGCACGUUCAAUUCUAUGCAGUAAGUUGAUCAGAGUAGUGCAUACAAUAAAGUAGGGAUAUUGUAGCUAUGCUCAAUUAUUGUUGAUUCAAGAGAUUAACUAAAUUGCCUGAAGGAUUUUUCAACGGACUGGGUAAAGUAAGCAAAAGGACUGGAUCCUGCUCGCCCCUGCUCAACAAAUGUUGAAUGAUCAUAAGUUAACAAUGGUACGCCCUUCAAACAAACAAACCAUUCACUACCACAUAAUUACGCUAUUUGGUCCUACAAACCUUCCGGCUCGAAGGACCAAAUAGAGUAGUUAUGAGUGUUGGUGAAGUAGUUAGAAAGCUGGAAUCAACUCCAAUGUUUUUAAUGUAAUCGAAAAACCUAGAUACAAGUAUCGGUCUCAAUACAAAUUACAAUAAAAUAUUUUUGAAAUAAUUCGAUUUUUCCUAAUAUAAUGUCAUAGUUACUACCAGAGAUGUGACAUUUUAAAAAUAACAGUAUUUGAAAUGCAAAAUACAAAAUACCUAUUUCCAUUUUGUAUUUAAAUACUUUUUUUAGAAAAGCAUUUUAUAUUUUAUUUGAAAUACCUUUUAGGACAUAUUUUGUAUUUGCAAAAUGCAAAAUACUUUUUGCUAAGUUUUGUAAACAUCGAAGAAUUAAUAAUUAAUGUGUUACAAUCUUCAAUUAAAAUCUUGUUACAAUAAAAGAGCACUGUAAAUAAAACACUAUGUAACUUGGUCUGAUCAGCUUCGUUUAUUAUCGACUCUUUUCGUAUGAAUUCGGGAUUAUUCGGUCACCUUACCGUGCGGUGAGUUUUCGUUCCCGAAAACGCUAAUAGUAGUAAUCUGUGCAAGCCACUUAGGUUGCCAAAUGUGUUGAACCGAACGAACGAAUUAUCUCUUUUUACACUUUUAAUAAAGUUAUCUUGCUUUCCGAUAAAAUAAUAACGAAACCAAAAAAGUGAACCAAAUAAUUAUUGAACUGUUUCGAGUUUGUUUGCAAGUUGAUCAUAAAUUCGGUUAACCGGUAACCUAACCUUGGUAACUAUCUUUUCAGUGAAUUAAAUUUGAAAACAUGUAAGUACACAAAAUGAAUAAUUAUAUCUCAUAUUAUUUUUAAUUAGCUACCCGCUACCCACCAAAUCCAAUUUAUAAACAAUUACCUAUGUUUUCAUAUUAAAACAAACAACGAUUGUUAAAUACUUUAAUUAAUACAUUGAUUUAUCUAUACCUGCAAAAUGCAUACAUGUUAUUUUUAUGCUUAAUCCCCAUGAUAUUUUCUAUUUUGUUUCAGGGAUGAUAAUAUUUCUCUACCAUUGAUAUUAAAGUAUUGUUUUAAAGAUAUAAAAAAGGAUACUGGAAGUGAGAAUAAUAAUAUAUCGGCUGUUUGCAAGAAAUGCUCUAAAACAUUAAAAGGAAGUCUAAUUUCAACUACAAAUUUUUUAAAUCAUAUAAAAAGAAAAGGUCAUGGUGAUCUAUUGACAGAGUAUGAAAAUUUAAAAUCCCAAACCAAAACCUCCAAAAAGAAAAAAUGUGGCACACACACUGAUGAAAAUAGUGCAAGUACUUCGAAAAAACUGAUACAAAGCACUCUUCCAACUACUUUGCCAGUGUCAAUUAAUUUAGACAAGUUGGUUAUAGAUUUUAUAAUUGAUACAAUGUCACCAAUAUCUAUUGUCGAAAAUAAAUCAUUUAGGACUCUAAUUGAAGGUGCUCAAAAACUACAAAACCCACCAAAAUUUAUGUGCCGUCGCACAUGUAACAAGAGGAUUGCUGAUAUGUGCGCAGAAUAUAAGGAAAAUCUAAAAAUAAAAUUAAAAACCGUUGAUUAUGUGUGUACGACAGCAGAUGUUUGGUCAUCAUCAAGGAGAAGUUACCUAGGUAUGACUGUUCAUUGGAUUGAUCCUCACACAUUUGAGAGAAAUAGUUUUACUCUUGCUUGUAGAAGAUUUAAAGGAACUCAUACCUUUGACAAAGUGGCCGAACUGAUCAUUGACAUACACACAGAGUAUCAUUUGAGGGUACCAAAAAUAACAAAAACUGUAACUGAUAAUGGCUCAAAUAUGUUAAAAGCAUUUAAAAUUUAUGGAAAAUCUGAAUUGGGAAUGGACGCUACUGAUGGAAUUUUUUUUUCAUCAUCUGACAUAGAAAACAUUUCAGUAAAUAAAAAUGAUGACGACCAUAAUAAUAAUAAUGAACAUGACGACGAUGAUGAUGAGACAUUUCUCUUAAAAGAAUUUCCUGAAUCUCAAAAACCUGAAGAAACAUAUCAACUGCCUAACCAUGAAAGAUGUACCACCCACACAUUGCAUUUAAUUACCUCUCGUGAUAUUAUUCAGGCAAGAUCUCAAAAUAUUUCAUAUAAAAAGCUGCAUGAUGCAGCUAUGGCUAAAUUCCAAGCAAUUUGGAAUUUGUGUUCAAGGUCCCCCAAAGCGUCUGAAAUAUAUUGUGAAACUACCGGGAAAUCUCCGACAAGUCCAUGUCCAACAAGAUGGAAUUCAUAUUAUAACUGUAUUAUAGAUCUUUUAAAAGUUCAGGAAACUUUAAAUGAAACCUUAAAAAAACUAGGAUUGUCGGUUUUUAAAGAAAUUGAAUUGCAGUUUCUAAUUGAAUAUACCAACUGUACAAAACCCAUAGCAGAAGCUAUCAAAAGCUUAGAGGGAGAUAAAGAAACAUUUUAUGGAUGCCUGCUACCUGAGUUAAUAAGAAUACAAAAAAUCUUGCAUUCAUUACAAAUGGACAAUCCCAUAUACUGUGGAGUACUGAUAGAGACAAUAAAAAAAAGCUUAGAAAGGAGGUUUGGAAAAUUUCGUGAUUUGAAGGAUCCUAAAGCUAAAGAUGCAAUUUUGGCAUCGGUGUCAUAUCCUUUUUUUAAAUUAAAAUGGGUGCCAAAAGGAAAUAGAGAACAUAUAAAGGAAUUGUUCCUUGCAGAAGUGAGUAAACUUAAAAAUGAUCAUAAAGAUCUAAAUAAUACAUCCCAAUCAUCACACAAGAAAGAAAAAAAUGAAUCCUACUACAUGUUCUAUGAUGAUUCGGAUUCCUCACUAGCUAGUGAUAGUGCAAAUGCAAACACCACUAUUGACCUGGAAUCAUUGCAAUAUUUGAAGGAUAAUGAUGUCAGCCUGCAAUCAUUAAAUAAAUAUCCUACAGUAAAGAUGUUAUUCUUGAAAUAUAAUACCUGCUUGCCUAGUUCUGCGCCAGUAGAGAGGCUUUUUUCUUAUGGUGGCAUGAUUAUGAGACCACACAGGAGAAAGAUGAGCGACAGUGUAUUUGAGCAAAUUAUUUUAUUAAAAUCUGUUAAAUAAAUUUAAUUUAAGUAAGUUAUCAAAGUAAAUUUACCAGCCUGUUAGCUGGCUAAAAUAAAUAAACUUUUCAACAAAAUAAAGAUAAUUUAAAACUAAAAGUAUUUUAUUUUAAUAAAGCAUUUUGUAAAUACGUAUUUUGCAUUUAGUAUUUUAAAUAUAAAAUGAAAAACUAUUUUGUAUUUUGUAUUUGAAAUAACAAAAUACAAAAAGUAUUUGCAUUUUGCAUUUAAAUACAUUUUAUAACCUAUUUUGCACAUCUCUGGUUACUACUCGGAGUACGAAUUUUUUUAUAGGGAAACAACAGAUGAUAGAAACUAAGUUGGAAUUUCCGGAAUCGUUAGCGAUAUCAGUACUACCACUACACCAACACGUACAGUUACACUGUCUGUGAUCCUUUGAGCAUUAAUAGGUUUAUAUAUGGCUGGAUGAACCAGAUAUUGGAAUUGCGAGUGUUGUGGUGUACUCCUUAUGAUAUGGGGAAAAAAUUCAUAUUUAACCUAAGCAGCAUUCUAGUAAUUAUACUAUGACGUAGUCACCUACAAAUUUCGUAAAAUAUGUUUUGCGAAUAAAAAAAAUGGAAUGAUUUUUAGAGAAAUUACAUUUUUUUUGGAAACUAGUGAAAACAGUUCGGUUCUAACUAGAUGAAGUUGUUCAAUUAAAUCUAGUAGUAAAAUGAACAGUUAAGUGGCAUUAUCAUUGACCAAGUCAUAACAUUAAUCAUAUAUAAACGUUUUAAGUAGCUGGAUUCACUUUAUUAUUAUUCGUUAUUAUUUAACACACUUGCUAAUGCAAGAUUAAUAUCUUGGUCCUUUCUAAAUGAUUCCCGAAUAGAGAAAGUCUAGAAUUAUUGCGGUUUAACAUUUCUUAUGACAACUAUAAACGUCUUUGUUAUCAUGAUAUUUCUGUUUCUCAAGAUAUUUAUUCAUUCAUUUUAUUUUUGCCAAAUUAUAGAAUAUUUGUUAUAUUGCUUUAAAACAGCAUUUAGGGCGAACCAUAGUACGUACCAUCAGUGAUUUUAUUUUGGCACAUUAGACCUGUACAGUGAACCAGCUCCACUAUCGACUGUCAGAGCAGACCAUGGUUUGUAUCUUACCUAUCGAAAACAAUUGGCAAGAGCUACGGACAAACUUAAGUAAAUUGCCAGCUAACAGUGGUGUACCUCAGGGUCCAACUUUGGGCCCAGUUCUUUUUUUGGUAUUCAUUAAUUAUGUCACAGACGCCAGGGUAACCUGGAGUGGCCCAGAUAUACAAGCUUUACAUUCUACCAUGGGCAAAUAUCUCAUUACUAUUCUCUCUCAUGUCAAUCGAGGUACUAUCUGUACUAGUCCACUUUAAUGUGCACAUUAGCACCUGCAUAACUGAAAUGUAUUAAGUUUCAUCUAUUUUGUCCCAAAAUCCUCUAUAUUCUUCCAAACUAUAAACUUCCAUGUUGCAAACUUCUACAAAAUGUUAAGAAAUAUAGGUAGAUAGGUGUCACCCAACUGAGUUUUUACCAACAAUCCGCACAAGCUUGAGGCCGUGCGCUUUAGUGAGUUUUGUGAACUCAGAUUGAAAGUGAUGUUGAGGACAUCACUUGUCAGAUCUUGUCAUCAAAAUAAGCUACUAAGUACACAAUAUUAAAUUAUUAAAAACAGUUAUUAUUUAAGUUGUCGUUUCUUUUUCUGUGAGUAACAGACAGUUGGAUCACUAAUGGAAUGGUGACUUUUAUGUGGUUAUUCAGAAUAUUAACUCAGACUGCACGUUCCUUUUAUUCACUGAGCAGUGACGCCAUUAUGUGAGUGUAAGAUACUCGCAUAACUGAGUGUCUCAGUUGAAUGUAAAUGGAAAACAGCUAAUGGCUUCUUUUUAACCCAGAUAUUAUACUGUUCUUUUUAAAGGCAUGCAGUAUUCUGUACUGUUUUACAUUAUUCAAUAUAUCGGUUAGAAGAUGUCGCGGCGGUAAUGGAUAUCAAACUAUAUUUCAAUCAAGAUUUCAUCAGUUGUCUACGCUUAUAAUAUCACUGACUGCGACUCCGGAGACGAGAAUAAUAAUAAAAUCAAUCACUUACCAGGAAGUCAGCUCAGAAACGAUUUUGAGGUAAUAGUUGACGGGCAAGUAGAACAAGGAAACGACCCUUAUUUCAACGAAGAAGAUGAUUUACCUCCUGCAAUCUUAAAACAACAGCAGCCGUUUCAAUAACAAACAUCAGAGCCUGUUCUAAAAAAACUAACAUCUGCAAAUUAGCUAAAAGCAGAUCUCCAUCAGCACUCAAAGAAACUAUUGGAAACCACAAAUCGGACCUGGACAAAAACGUACUCCAUUGCAGCUUUUCAGUAUCUUUUUUGAAUGAAAUAAGGCGUUUUAUAGGCGUGACAAUGUAUUACCAACUAUUGAGAAAAUCGUAAGGAUACCCGUAAUGACAAAGUUGCAGAUGCAAUUUCCAAGAGACAGGUUUUCGCAUAUAAUGAAAAUAAUUCACUUAUGUGAUAUUAACAACGACUGAGACAAAUCAGAUGGGUUUGCUAAAUUAUGGCC